GUUAGCCUAUUUAAAAUGGCAGCCGAAAGCACAUCAUCAGAAAAUCAAACAAAAAUUGCAGAUUUUGAAUCAUUAGGUUUACACAAAUGGCUAGCUGAUCAGUGUAAAGCGAUGGGUUUAUCAAAGCCGACAGAAAUUCAGCAAAAUUGUGUAUUACCAAUUUUGAAAGGCCAAGAUUGUAUUGGUUGCGCCAAAACAGGAAGUGGCAAGACAGCAGCUUUUGCUUUGCCAAUCCUACAGAAACUCUCAGAAGACCCGUAUGGAAUAUUUGCGCUGAUUUUGACUCCUACUCGUGAGUUGGCCUUCCAGAUAUGUGAGCAGAUAAAUGUUCUUGGCAAACCUAUCGGAGUCAGGGUGACAGUGAUUACUGGAGGCCUAGAUAUGUUACAGCAGGGCCUUGACCUUCAGGUGAAGCCUCACAUCGUCAUAUCCACCCCUGGAAGACUGGCCGACCACCUGCAGAGCUGCGAUACAUUCAACUUGAAGAAGAUCAAGUUUCUUGUACUGGAUGAAGCAGAUCGCUUGAUUGAAGAUGAUUACGGGGAGCAGUUGGAGACGAUAUUUAAAGUGUUGCCACGGAGACGACAGACCCUGCUGUUCAGUGCCACCAUGACACAAACACUCAAACAGCUUCAAGAGGUGGCCAUGAAUAAGCCUUUCUUCUGGCAACAAAAUUAUGACAUUGUGACGGUGGAGACGCUGAAGCAGUACUACGUGCUGAUGUCUGCUGAUGUGAAGGACGCCUACAUGAUGCAUGUUCUUGAUGUGUACAGCGAGGCCAACCCGAAAUCUUCCAUCAUGAUCUUCACGUCCACAUGCAAAUAUACGCAGAUCCUGGGCAUGGUAUGCCAGGAGCUGGGGUUUGACUGUGUCGUGCUCCACUCUAUGAUACGACAGAAAGAGAGGCUGGCUGCCCUUGCCAAGUUUAAGUCCAACCAGGUCCGCAUACUCAUAGCAACAGAUGUUGCUUCAAGAGGUUUGGACAUUCCUACAGUCGACCUUAUCAUCAACCACAACAUCCCAAACAAGCCUAAAAACUACGUGCACAGAGUUGGUAGAACGGCUAGAGCAGGUCGCGGAGGUAUGGCUGUUUCCUUGGUGACCCAAUUUGACAUCAAGUUGGUUCAUGCCAUUGAAGCCACUAUAAAAACCAAAUUACAGGAGUAUCCAACUAAUGAGAAAGAAAUGAUGAAGAUUCUUACUGAAGUUGCAGUAGCACGAAGGGAGGCAGAAAUAAAAUUGGAUGAAAGAGAUUUUGGGGAGCAAAAAGAGAUAAACAAGAGAAAGAAACUCAUUCAGGAUGGCAAGGAUCCAGAUGAGGAAGAAAGGAAGAGGAAAAAGAUGAUAAAGAUGAAGUUCAGAAAACAUCGCUCAAGGAUGGCAGAACAGGAAGAAAAACGGAAACAAAAGAAAGAGAAAAUAAUUAACAGAAAGAAACAGAAGUCAAAAGACACUACCACAUGAAAAUGUAUUCAUUAUUUUUUUAAAGAUUAUUAUGUGAUACAUGUUAAGUAACAGUCAAUUUUUAAGAGUAUUAUUGAUAUGUUUAUGGAGACUGUUUAAAUUACCUCGUACAUUUACAACUUUACUUCAGAAACACUUGUUUCACAGGUGUUCUGAUUUUUAGGAUGUUAAAAAACAGUGAUUAUUUAGCAGCAGUUGCUAUAUUUGUAUUGCAUUUACAUAAGAUCUAUUGAAAUUGUGUUGAUUUAUAAGGCAUUUGUCGGCUACAAGAUUCUAUAUUUGGCAUAAAGAGCAUAUUUGUUUCCAAAUUAUAAAAACAUAUCCUGACCCAGAAUUUGUUCAUUGAUACUCAGUUGUAUCUCUCAGUGGCAAUCUCAAUUGGAGUGCCACAUUGUCAAUUUGUUAAGCAUUAGUUUGAAUCUAAGCAUCGCCACAUAUCUUGUGUGGGGGCGGAGUGUGGGGGUUGGAAUUCUUAUGUUAUUAUUUCUGCAAUCAUUUGCCCUGUAUGCACAUUUAUGUAGGGUAGUUUAUGACAUACAGAUGUGCGCUUCGUACUUGAAAAAGCCUACGAUGAAAUAAGUUUGUCCAGGAAAUUUAUGAGAUUUACUGACCCCCAUGACACAACACAUUUAUGUUGCAAAUUGCAGGAUAUUCAAAAGAAACACCCUAUUGUGGUCAGUUUAUAUUGUUAGUGAACGCUGGUUGUGUAAUUUUAUACCGGUAGUUCCCGGUAGAAAUAGUGAUAUUAUAGUACUGAUAUCGUGUUAAGAAGACAUAACAGUCGUAAAGAAACAGUUGAUUAAUAGUCAUAUGAUGUAUUGUUCAAGUCUAACAUUGUGAUGCCUCUGUUUAAAACUAAUUCUUCGAUAAAAGCUAUGCAGAUCUCCUAUACAAACUUAUUGUAACUUAUGGGUGUGAAAUAAAAUCAGCUUAAGUUGAUGGAUGCUGUAUUAGAAUGAAUAAAGAAUUAAAGAAUAAA
Dreissena polymorpha is the source of this 2443-nucleotide messenger RNA. Its product is annotated as probable ATP-dependent RNA helicase DDX49. Lineage: Eukaryota; Metazoa; Mollusca; Bivalvia; Myida; Dreissenidae. The transcript has 11 exons. Gene Ontology annotation, molecular function: nucleic acid binding; RNA helicase activity; ATP binding. The record is from RefSeq and is a predicted model, not a curated record. The coding region runs from base 16 to 1464 and encodes 482 amino acids.